This is a messenger RNA of Brassica oleracea var. oleracea, 438 nucleotides long. RefSeq lists its product as uncharacterized. The transcript has a single exon. Bases 1 to 438 code for a protein of 145 amino acids. NCBI's taxonomy places the organism in Eukaryota, Viridiplantae, Streptophyta, Magnoliopsida, Brassicales, Brassicaceae. Gene Ontology annotation, molecular function: RNA-DNA hybrid ribonuclease activity; nucleic acid binding. The record is from RefSeq and is a predicted model, not a curated record.
AUGGCGAGUAAGGGAGCGUGGGAUCCUCGACAAUCUCCUAGCUCCAGUCCCUUGAAUGAUAAAGCUUUUAAUGGAAAAGAUACCACCCCACUAGAGACGAUCCAACUGGCCAAGUCCGAGACGGAGAGCUGGCGCAUUGCUCAAAUAAUUGAGAAGCCCGAUGAGGAAGACGAUGGAGGUGGCCGGCGCGAACCUCCUCCUACUACACCAAGAACCGGCCUGGUAUGCUUCACAGACGCCUCCUGGCACAAAGACGAUACUCGUUUCGGUGGAGGAAUGGUCCUGGCGACCGAGGAUGGGAUGACGACUUAUGGUUCAUUCGCUAGUAACCAAGUCCUAACCCCCCUACAUGCGGAGUUCCAAACUCUGUUGUGGACCAUGCAAUCCUCUAUUCAGCUAGACCAUAGCUCUGUGACCUUCGAGACUGACUGCCUAUAG